Drosophila grimshawi is the source of this 1440-nucleotide messenger RNA. RefSeq lists its product as uncharacterized. Gene Ontology annotation, molecular function: structural molecule activity. Lineage: Eukaryota; Metazoa; Arthropoda; Insecta; Diptera; Drosophilidae. The transcript has a single exon. The record is from RefSeq and is a predicted model, not a curated record. Bases 133 to 1140 code for a protein of 335 amino acids.
CUUUUUUGCACGUUGCUGUGAGUUGCUCAAUCCGAAUCUCGAUCGCAUUUGCUUGUAAAUUCUUGAGGCGAACGCGCGGCGCGUGCAUUGAACGAUUACAUAAAGCAGUCACACGCAGAGAGCGAAAAGAAAAUGCAGAAAGCCCUCAAAAAGGAGCUGAGCUUCUCGCUGGAUACGCUGGAACGCUAUCGCGCCAAAUAUGGACGCAGUGCAUCGCUGGACACAAAUGGUCACAUCUCCACACAUGCGGAGCUACAGCGCAGCGAUGCAACUACUGCAACAAUGGCAAUAACAGCCGCUCCAGCUCGUCGCUCACCGCCGCCCUCGCUUUUUAAGGCCAACUCGCCGCCGAAGCUGACCAAGCUGCAGGAACUGCAGCAGAAGAAGGAGGCCUAUAUGCGAGCACGCGCACACGAACGCGAAAUGGAGCAGCUGCAGCGCGACAUGGAUAAAGUAAACAGGAAUGGCACUGCCAGUGCCAAUGCAGGUGCCAGUGCCAAUGCAAGUGCCAGUGCCAAUGCAAGUGCCAGUGCUAGUGUCUUGGACGUGACUAAACCCAGCAUCACCAGCAGCACGAUCCCGGCUGCUAGCAACAGUGAAAGCACAAAGGUCGUUGCCAAGAGCAGCGCGACCGCCUUGACGCAACAGGCGGCGACAAGUGGCAAGAGUGGCGCUGGCUACAGCAAUUGGGGCAACAGUCACACAACGCUCAGCUCGCAGUCGUGGUGUGCCAUCAGUGAUCUCAUGUAUUUCUGUGACAAAUACGAGUUCAAGACCCUGAGCACACGGGAUCUGAAGACGCAUCAGGAGAUCGUUGCCGAGGUGCGGUCGCUGUUGUCGGGCAAAGCGCCAUUUGAUCAGCGCACCCGUUUUCCGGGCAACAUUCACGAUCCGGAGAAUCUGUGGGUGUGCAUUGGCCGUUGUGCCAGCGUUGAGUAUCAUCUGCAGCGCAUCAUUAGCGUCUUUCGCAAGCCCCUCAACCAGCUGACGCCGGACAAACAGCGCGCAGUGCGUCAGAAUUUUCAUUUGGCGGUGAGUGAACUCCGGCUGGACAUUUCGGCGCGCAUCAGUGAGGUGCGUCUCUAUGAUAGACUGGUGUUCGAGCGUGAAUUCCGACUGGAGUGGCAGGAUGAGGCCUAGAAGCAGAAGUAGCACUUGUACAACAACAACAACAUCAAGCAGGUGCAGCUGGUGAUUUUUGAACAAGCACACAACAGUGGACAACAAAUUUAUUUAUUUGCUUGGAAUUGCUUUUGUCGUUUGUUUUGGUUUUUUUGGUGCAGCUGGUGAAAAAUAUUACAAAAUAUAUUCACACAGAAUUCAUGAAAUGCACAAAUACACAUAUAUAUUUUACAAAGACCCCAUUUCAAUAAAGGGCUAGUGGAAGUUGCUCUCCAGAACAAUACUCUGGAGACUGUGUACCACAUAACAAUUGCUUAA